ACACUGUAUUUUGCAAGAAUAUUAUAUUCUACAAUUGCACGCAAAUUGUUUGUACUAUUAGAUAAAGUUCUUUCAUUAAAAUUAUAUACAAUGUAUGAACCAGUAGUUUUACAGAAAAGAAAACUUCGAUCUCUUGGAACUUCGGUCUUUAGACUUUCUAUAAUUGCUACUCUAACGUGCAUGUCUAUUCCUAUUGCAGUCGGAUAUUUGAUAAGUGAAUAUAACUUUGAAAAGAAGAAACUUAUUGCUGAACUUAAUGAAGUUGAUCUAAAUAAUAGAGAGCCAACUGUAUUUGAUGAAAUUCUUGAAAACCAACAAUUUUGGAUGCAGCCAGCACUUCGGGGUGCUGCUAUAUUAGCACUUAAAAAAUUCAAAGAAGAUGGCAUAUUACAUGAAAAUAUAAACUCCACAAGUUCAGUUUCAGACAUUUCUGAGGCAAAUAAUUGA
Messenger RNA from Habropoda laboriosa, 447 nucleotides. RefSeq lists its product as uncharacterized. The transcript has 2 exons. The record is from RefSeq and is a predicted model, not a curated record. Lineage: Eukaryota; Metazoa; Arthropoda; Insecta; Hymenoptera; Apidae. The coding region runs from base 91 to 447 and encodes 118 amino acids.